AUGGGUGCAUUACUCGCAGCUCCUAUGUGUGCUGCUUCGUCAGCAUGCUGUUUUGGAAGCGCAGCCUGUUCGCUGUGUUGCUCGAUAUGUCCAACUAGUAAAAGCUCGACAACUACUCGAAUUAUGUACGCCUUGAUGCUGUUCACUAGCACUUUCCUUUCCUGCGUUAUGCUGUUACCAGGAAUUCAAAAUAAACUAGCAGAGAAUAAAUGGUUUUGUGAAGGGUUGAACGAGUAUGCCGGAAUCAGUUGUGCGCAUGCUACCGGAUUUCAAGCUGUUUAUCGUGUUUGUGCUGCCACUGCAUCAUUUUUCUUUCUCUUCAUGCUGAUCAUGUUUGGUGUAAAAGAUUCUAAAGACGGUCGUUCUGCUAUUCAGAACGGAUUUUGGUUCUUCAAGUACCUGAUUUUGGCUGGGCUAAUCGUUGGAUUUUUCUUUAUACGUAGCGAGAGCUUGGCAACUCCUCUCAUGUACAUUGGUUUACUCGGAGGAUUUAUGUUCAUCCUCAUCCAGCUUAUUCUCAUUGUCGAUUUUGCUCAUGGACUCGCUGAAGCUUGGGUCACUUCGUAUGAAGAAAGUGAAUCGAACUACUGCUACGCUGGGCUUCUUGUGACUGUAUUCGGAGGAUUCGCUCUUGCUCUUGCCGCUGUGAUCAUCAUGUUCAUCUUCUACACGACUGGUGAAGGUUGUGGACUCCCCCGUUUCUUCAUCAUUUUCAACUCUCUCCUCUGCGUUGGGCUCACAGUUCUCUCAUUGCAUCCAGCUGUUCAAGAAGUAUCACCACGAUCUGGACUCGUUCAAGCUGUCAUGAUUACUGGAUACGUUAUGUAUUUGACAUGGGCUGCGUUGAUCAACAACCCCGACAAGCAAUGCAAUCCAUCCCUUAUCAGUAUUUUCACGGGGAAUUCGACUGAUCCAACACACAAAGACAAGGAACAACACUAUGGAAUCCCGCUUCCAGCUCAGUCAAUCGUUUCUCUUUUCCUCUGGUUCGCUUGUCUUCUCUAUGCUUCUAUUCGCAACUCCUCCAACACCUCACUUGGGAAAAUCACUGGAGGAAGCAAUAAUUCCGAUGAGGCUAUUCAACUAAGUUCGUCCAUGAAGGGUGCGGAUGAUGACACGGAAUCUCAAAGAUCUCGCAAAGUUUACGACAACGAGGAAGAAGGAGUCGCCUAUUCUUACAGCUUCUUCCACUUCAUGUUCGCGCUUGCAUCUCUUUAUGUAAUGAUGACGCUAACUUCAUGGUACAAGCCGGAUAAUGAUCUUUCUCACUUGAAUUCGAACAUGGCUUCCGUUUGGGUGAAAAUUGUAUCUUCCUGGGUGUGCGUAGGAUUGUACUGUUGGACUCUCGUUGCUCCACUAGCCUUCCCGGACAGAGAAUUCUAA
This is a messenger RNA of Caenorhabditis remanei, 1383 nucleotides long. RefSeq lists its product as uncharacterized. Gene Ontology annotation, cellular component: membrane. The transcript has 6 exons. NCBI's taxonomy places the organism in Eukaryota, Metazoa, Nematoda, Chromadorea, Rhabditida, Rhabditidae. The record is from RefSeq and is a predicted model, not a curated record. Bases 1 to 1383 code for a protein of 460 amino acids.